Truncatella angustata is the source of this 636-nucleotide messenger RNA. RefSeq names its product putative ras GTPase Rab11. Bases 1 to 636 code for a protein of 211 amino acids. Lineage: Eukaryota; Fungi; Ascomycota; Sordariomycetes; Amphisphaeriales; Sporocadaceae. Gene Ontology annotation, molecular function: GTP binding; GTPase activity. The transcript is spliced from 6 exons. The record is from RefSeq and is a predicted model, not a curated record. Gene Ontology annotation, cellular component: recycling endosome. Gene Ontology annotation, biological process: exocytosis.
AUGGCCAACGAUGAAUAUGAUUUCCUCUUCAAAGUGGUCCUGAUCGGAGACUCAGGAGUUGGAAAGUCCAACCUGCUUAGUCGUUUCACCCGAAACGAGUUCAACCUGGACUCAAAGUCCACAAUCGGUGUCGAGUUUGCUACACGUUCGAUCCAGGUCGACUCCAAGACCAUCAAGGCGCAGAUCUGGGACACAGCCGGCCAGGAGAGAUAUCGCGCCAUCACCUCUGCCUACUACCGUGGCGCAGUGGGUGCCCUCCUCGUUUACGACAUCAGCAAGCACCAGACCUACGAGAACGUCACGCGAUGGCUGAAGGAGCUGCGCGACCACGCCGACGCCAACAUCGUUAUCAUGCUGGUCGGAAACAAGAGCGAUUUGCGACACCUGCGCGCCGUUCCCACAGAUGAGGCCAAGGCCUUUGCGAGCGAAAACCACCUUUCCUUCAUCGAGACUUCGGCUCUUGAUGCCAGCAACGUCGAGCUUGCUUUCCAAAACAUUCUGACUGAAAUCUACCGUAUCGUAUCUAGCAAGGCAUUGGACAGCGGCGAGGCUCAAAACCCGAUCACAGCAGGCACCACCAUUCCUCUCACCAAGCCCGCAGACGGCGACGCGGCUAAGGGGGGCAAGUGCUGUUGA